AUGGCCACCACAACGUCAGUAGGUCUCCUCCACACGCACGCGCACGCGUCGCUGAGCAAGCCCAUCGCGCAGCGCACCACCGGCCUGCUCUCCCACGAGCCAUGCGUCCCCUCGCAACUGUCCUCCGUCAAAUUCCUCUCCGGCUGCGAUUCCUUCCCCAACGCCAAACUCAAUGCCACCUCCGCAUCCUCAGGCUCCCUAUGCGUCCCCGGCGCGUUCCCCGCGGAAAAGCGGGGACUUAGAGUGGUAGCGGGCGGGCCUGGCCUGGCGGACGAGCAGGAUCAGGGGCGGCAGGGGUCGUCGGACGACUUUCCGCCGGUGCCGUCCGGGCGGAUGAUGGUUCCUAUGAUGAAGAAGGGCUACGGCGCUUUCGGCGGUGCGACGCUCGAGAAGUCCAAGCUCGACCUCUCGUUCUCCGCCACCAAGACCUCCCCACAGAUUGACCUGGGCGGUGGAGGUGGUAACGUCGGCAAGGGCGGAGCGCACGGCGGAGGCGACGGCGGCGACGAUGGCGGCGACGAUGACGACUAUUUCGGCGAGGACGACGGCGACGACGGCGACGACGACGGUUUCAUCCGUCGAGCGAUCAUCUCCGAGGUAUUCGACAGGGCGUCGGUGGAGGCGGUGCUGCAGGAGUGGUUCCGAACCAUGGCGGACCUUCCCUCCGGCAUCAGACGAGCCGUCGAAAUGGGUCUGGUGAGCUCCGCGCAGGUCGCGCGCUUCAUGUCGAUCGACGCGCGCCCCACCAUCGCGCGCAUCGUCUCCCGCGCCACGCCAGCCGAGGUCUCGCGCGCGUUCGUCGGCCGCAUGAUGGCGGAUCCGGCGUUCAUCUACAAGCUGCUGCUGGAGCAGGCGGUCACCGUGGGCACGUCCGCGUGGUGGGAGGUCAAGCAACGCGGCGACAGACUGAAGGACGAGUGGGGUCUGGCGUUGACCAACGUGCUGACGCUAUCUCUCUGCAACGCGGCGGUGGUGUGGUCGCUGUCCCCCACGCGCUCCUACGGCAGCACGGCCACGUCUGAGUGGCAGAUGGCGUUGCAGAAGCUGCCCAACCACAUGUUCGACAAGAGCUACCCCCUGCGCGAGUUCAACCUGCCCGCCCGCGCCGGCAGCUUCUUUUAUAAUGCGGCAAAGCUCAGCCUCUUGGGAUCUACGGUCGGCGCACUGGGGGGCCUUGCCUCCAACGCCAUCCUCUCAGCCGUUUCUAAGGGCAAGGAGGGGUACCGGCCAUCAGUGCCGGUGCCGUCAGCCAGCACGAGUGCAGCAGCAUACGGGGCACACACGGGGCUGUCAGGCAACCUGCGCUACCAGCUGCUCUAUGGACUCGAUCGUGUGUUGCAGCAGCACUUCAACCACAUCCCCGUCGCUGUCCUCGGCACCACCGCCCUCAGGUGUGGCAAUGUUCUGUUGGGCGAGCCGUCUCGUCUGAUGUGGCUGGGGAUGGACGGCGAGGCGCAGCAACAGGCCAAGGCAGAGCAGCAGGCAUACCACCGCCCGUCCCGCUCCUCCGGUGCCGGCUCCAAGACAAACUCGUUCCUCCAAUCACUGCUCGGCAAGAAAACAGACCAAGCACAGCCUAAAAAGAAGAGUGCUGCUAGGAGAGUGACCAAGGCUGCGGCUGCAGGAGGGGCGGAGGCAGGGGCGGAAGCGGGUGCGGCUAGUGCAGAGGGGGCGGAGAAGGUGCAAGGAACGGGAGGUGCAGCUCGCACGACAAAGCGCAAGAAGCAUCUUGACGCGUACACAUCAGACGAUGACGAGGCGAAUGUGCGACGUCGCCUGGCGGCGGAGGGGCUGGAGAUGCGCGACCUGGUGCCACGUGGACGAAUGAGCGCGUGGCACGUGGCCAUCGUGUUUGUGUAUCACAUGCUGCCGUACACGCCCCUCCCCUGCACGCUCGCCACGCUUGCCUGCUUCUAUGGGUACAGUGCGUACGGUUGGCAGGGCGCAGUGGCGGUGGUGGUGCUGCUGCUCCUCCUCCGCCUCAUCCCCCUCUACUACAACUCUGCCUGGCGCAAGAAACUCACUUUCCUAUACGAAGCAAUGGCGCACUACAUGACACGCGUGCACGUCAUCAUGCCAGCUCAGCAGGUGCCACGUGGCGGGUACCUGUUCACAGCGCACCCGCACGGGCGCAUGUUCUACAGCAGCAGCAUGCUUACUCAGACCGCGCACCUCUGGAAAGACUUGUUCUGCCCCCACGGCGAGCUGUUCGGUGCGGCCAACAGCACAUUCUUUGAGGUGCCUGUCAUCCGGUCCAUGCUAUAUCUGGCUGGAGCCAUCCCUGCCAGCCGCGGCAGCAUCAUUGCCAAGCUCAGACACGGCGACCAUGUGGGCAUAGUGGUGGGCGGCAUCAGGGAGGUGUGUCUGGGGACCAACCCGCACACAGACGUGCUCUACCUCAUGAGGAGGCGUGGGUUUGCACGCAUAGCAGUGGAGGAGAAGGUGGGUGUCAUUCCCAUGUACUGCUUCAAUGAAACCCAGCUGUUCAAGCACGAUCCACUCUGGCUGCUCCAGUUCUGGGCUGUGGUGAAUCGCUACUGGCGCAUUGGCGUCCCGUUCAUGAGGGGGGUGUGGCACAUGCCAAUGCCAUUCCGCAGGGACCUACUUAUUGUGAUUGGGAAGCCUCUGUUCCCACGAGAUGGAGAGACCGUUGAUGAGUUUCAUGCCAGAUAUGUGGAUGAAAUAUCAGUCAUCUUUCAUAGUUAUGAAACUGAACGGGAUUCAGCGCAGCUGCUAACGGGAAUAUCGAUCUCCUCACACCCACUGCGACAUGACUUCAUUCACGUGCACCCGUCUUCUCCCUUCUCUUUCUGCUCCACUCACGCCAUGGCGCCCGUGCGCGAGGCCCAUUUUCCCGUGCCAGUGCUCUCCGAUAACCCCGACGGCUGGGGUCCCACCACUCUCCCCGAGCAGUUUAAAGACGUCCCUUACGCGCCGUUCAAUAAGGGCGACCGCGUCGGCCGCGCGGCGGACUGGACCUCCCAAGGAUACCGUCGCUACGAUCGCGAUCGCCAAGGCGGGGCGGGCGGGGUGAAUGCCGCCUUCUCCUUCUUCCAAGAUCAGGAUGAGGACUCGUUUCAACUCGUGGACACCAAGCCGGUACAGAAGCCUCGUUAUGGCCCCCGCCGCUUCUUCCAGAAUCGGUUCCAGAACCGGCGCGGGGAGGAGGGGAAGCGCGACGGGCGCGACAGCGGCGCGGGCGCGGACAGGGAGCGGCAGCGGCAGCAGCGCAUGCAGCAGCAGAAGCGCGGGCAGUGGAACCCGUACUACGACCGCAACGCGCAGCGCGCCACGUACAACAGCUCCGUCGACAUCCGGCCCGAGUGGGUCGUGCUGGAACAGAUCCCGCUCUCUGCGCUCUCGAAACUUUCUUUCAACGCUGGGGAACCUCAGGACGUUACGACAUGCGGCGCGUUGGAGUAUUACGACAAGACGUUUGACCGAGUCAACCCCAAGUCGGAACGUCCUCUAGAGAGGUGUGAAACGCGCCAGUUCCACAAGGUGACGACCAGCGACGACCCCGUGGUGAAGCGCCUGGCGGCGGAGGGCGGGGACGCGCCCGCGGUGUUCGCGACGGAUGCCAUCCUGUCCACGCUCAUGUGUGCGCCGCGCUCCGUGUACUCGUGGGACGUCGUCGUGCAUAAGAGCGGCGGGAAGCUGUUCUUCGACCAGCGGGACUCAUCUUUCGAUCUGCUCACGGUGAACGAGACAGCAACAGGCAUCGAGCCAGCGCCAGAGGACAGCAUCAACGGCAUUGCGUCGCUCAGCCAGGAGGCGACGUUCAUCAACCAAAACUUCUCUCAGCAGAUCGUCAACAAGAAGGGAGCCAAGAGGCAGUUCGCGGAGGCGAAUCCUUUUGCAGCGGAGGGCGAGGAGGUGGCAUCUGUGGCGUACCGCUACCGCAAGUGGAUGCUGGAUGGGGACAUGCCACUGGUGGUGCGCUGUGAGUUGGACGCGGUGGUGGACAUGCGGGGGCAGGAGAUGCUGGCGACGGUGAAUGCGCUGAACGAGUUUGACCCCAAGGUCACGGGCGUGGACUGGCGCGCCAAGAUCGACAAUCAAAGGGGCGCGGUGCUAGCAACGGAGCUGAAGAACAACAGCAACAAGCUCGCCAAGUGGACGGCACAAGCGCUGCUCGCAGGGGCUGAUCUGAUGAAGCUGGGGUACGUGUCGCGAGUGUUCCCCAAGAACAACCUCAAGCACACCAUCCUCGCAGUGCAGGCAUACAAGCCGCGCGAGCUAGCCAUGCAGAUCACGCUCUCCUCCGCCAACAUGUGGGGCAUUGUUAAGCACAUAGUGGACAUGUGUAUGAAGCUUGAGGAUGGCAAGUACCUCAUCGUUAAGGACCCCAACAAGCCCUUCCUAAGGCUGUACGAGGUGCCAUCAGACGCCUUUGACAACGACUAUGUGGAAGAGCCCCUUCCUGAGGAGGAGCAGGCCCCGCCUCCCCCGGAGCCAGCUGACGGUGAUGCAGAGGCAGCAGCAGCAAGUGAUUCCAAUGCUGCUGCGUGA
Molecule: messenger RNA, 4512 nt
Organism: Closterium sp. Yama58-4
Lineage: Eukaryota; Viridiplantae; Streptophyta; Zygnematophyceae; Desmidiales; Closteriaceae
Source: the annotation of a GenBank genome assembly